AUGGCUUCUAGAUUAAACUCACGAGAGAAUCAGGAGGCUUUGGCAGUCUUUCGGCGAAUUAAAGUCCCUGGCCAAUACGAUCGAGCUGUCUGUUCUUACUGUGGGAUGAAUAAGGCCUGGAAUACUACCCAAUUCUGUCAGCCACAUAUGGUUACUUGCGACCAAUACCAGAACCACCUUCAGGAGACAGGCAAGCAGACUCCUAGCUUCCACGCCAGGGCUAAAUUGGAUAGGGAGACGAGGAAUAGAACUGCUACAGUGUCUAUUGCCUCCUUGUUCAAUAGUCCACGGAAGCAAAACCGUGAACAGCUAUUUGCAAAGGCAGUAUAUACAUCAACAGUUGCCUUUUCGACGUUCCACAGUCCUGAAUGGACAGAGUUCUUUAGGGCUCUUGACUUUCAGGUUCCUAAUCCUAAAAAGCUAGCUAAUGAGCUCCUGAAUCGCUGCUACGACCAGGUUAAGGAGGAAGUCCAGGAGGUAAUUGAUAAGUCUACUUAUGUUGGAAUAGUAUCCGAUGGCUCUUCCAACGUUUCAAGGGCUCGCGUCGAAAACAUCAUGGUUAUAGCCAAGGGACAGGCUUACUACUGGAAAACCAGUGAGGUUGGAAGUGUUACAGCAUCAGCUCAAUGGUCACUCCGCUACAUCCACAAUAUCGUCAAGGAAUUAACCAAGGACCGGGUAGAGAAGUGGUCAUCCUUUGCUACAGAUACCUGCGAUACUCAGCGCUCACUUUGGGCCUAUAUCCACUCCACUCCAGGGCUGGAACAUGUCCACUCAGUCCCUUGUGAUUCUCACGGCUUACAGCUUAUUAUCAAGGAUCUCCUUGAUCCAAACAAAGACAGCAAUAAGGAGGUUAUCCCUUCAGCUCUCCGUGACUUUUUCAAGCUUCCUGCUAAGGUUAUAGCCUUCUUUGCUAGCUCAGGGAAGCAAUUAGCUUUGUUUCGCGACAUCCAAAGGUCAAAUACUGGGAAAGUUAAAGCUCUUAUUGCAACAGUUCCGACGCGAUGGGGGACUCAGGUCCGGCAGAUCAAGAGCAUCCUCGACAACGAAUUAGCACUUAAAUCCUUUGCUAUCCAUCCCGAUACUACAAAGACGAUUAAUCCUAUUAUCCAAGACGAUCUAUUCUGGCAGCGCCUUAAUGGCUUAUAUACUCUCCUCCUCCCACUCCACGAAUGUCAGAAGAUGUCAGAAAGCAACCACGCCACUGUUUUUAAAGUCUACCAACGAUGGAUCGACAUCAACUUACAUAUCCAAAAGUGCGCUCAGCCAGGGAAUAAUCCAUGGUGGGAGGAGGUUGCUCAAUAUACCAAAAGAGACGUUGCAGGAUAG
Molecule: messenger RNA, 1329 nt
Organism: Venustampulla echinocandica
Lineage: Eukaryota; Fungi; Ascomycota; Leotiomycetes; Helotiales; Pleuroascaceae
Exons: 2
Coding region: 1-1329 (442 amino acids)
Source: RefSeq, a predicted model, not a curated record